AUUGUAACAGGGAGAAUAUCAUCCAUUAGUACUUGUUUGUAUAUUAAAAAAUGAAAACUUUUAUCUGAAACAGUGAUUUUCAACCUUGGCCACACAUUGGAAACCUGGAGAGUUUUAAAACUGACUGAUGCCUGGCUCCCACCCGCAGAGAUUCUUAUUUAAUUAGUGUGGUCUGCAGCCUUGGCCUCUAAAUUUAUAAAGGCUCAUCAGGUGAUUAUAAUGUGUAACCAAGGCUGGGAAUUACUGCUCUAAAAUGUGCUUUAAGCAUGGAGUUAGACUUGCAACUUGGAAAAGGCAGAAGGCAAGGUGUUGCAGGAAAGAAAUUGGGACUUGAGAGGAUGGUCAUGUCCCAGCUCUCCGGAUAUCCACAUUUCAGUUUCUCCACCUAUCAAGUUUUAAUUCAUCAUGGAUAAUCUGUCAGCAGAAGAAAUUCAGCUGAGGGCUAACCAGGUUACUGAUGAGUCUCUGGAAAGUACAAGGAGAAUCCUGGGUUUAGCCAUUGAGUCUCAGGAUGCAGGAAUCAAGACUAUCACUACGCUGGAUGAACAAGGGGAACAACUAAAACGCAUAGAAGAAGGCAUGGACCAAAUAAACAAAGACAUGAGAGAAGCAGAGAAGACUUUAACAGAACUAAACAAGUGCUGUGGCCUUUGUGUAUGCCCCUGUAAUAGGACAAAGAACUUUGAGUCUAGUAAAGUCUAUAAGGCAACAUGGAGAGAUGGUGGAGACAACUCUCCUAGCAAUGUAGUAUCUAAGCAGCCAGGCCGAGUGACAAAUGGUCAGCCUCAGCAAGCAACCACAGGAGCAGCCAGCGGCGGAUACAUUAAACGUAUAACAAAUGAUGCCAGGGAAGAUGAAAUGGAAGAGAACCUGACUCAAGUGGGCAGUAUCCUAGGAAAUCUAAAAAAUAUGGCCCUGGACAUAGGCAAUGAGAUUGAUGCUCAAAAUCGACAAAUAGAACGGAUCACAGAAAAGGCUGACACCAACAAAGAUCGUAUUGACAAUGCCAAUGCCAGAGCAAAGAAACUCAUUGACAGCUAAAGCUACUGCUGUACUUCUUUAUCAUUUAUUCACUUCCCUAGCUCCUCCUUCAGUCAUUACCUUUCCAGAGUUUGAAAUUUUGGUUCCACACUCUUCUAAUCGGGAGAUGAUGUGGAAGAAGAUCUAGGAGUAACAGCCCCCCUAUUCUUUUAUUUUCUUUUUCCCUUGAGGGUAGACUGCAGCUUAGUUUUCCUUCUAGUACUUUCUUUCUCAGUCCAUACUCUUAGGUUGGUUUUCAUACAUCAUAUAUAAUGUUAUUUUUCAUUCUCUCCAUUUACUUAGCAAGUUCUUCUGCUUUGAAACUUUGGAAGCAUUGCCAAAGACAGCCAUGUCAAAGGCUGAGGGCAGUAGAGGCAGGCACAGGAGGAGAGGCAAGAGAUAAGAGGUCGUUACCUCAGUAAAACCUGCAGACCCUAAAGCCAAAAGUUGCAUAACCACAGUGAAGAUCUAGGUGGGUUUAAUUUCUGUUUAAGUUGCAGUUUUUGCCAGUUUAGGCCAAUGCUUGGUUUUGGAGCCUGUAUACACAAUAUUUUUGUUAUACAUCACAACUUUGCAACCUCUGCUUCAAAUAACAGAAUGAGUUUUCUUAAAGUGAGCUUAAUUUCUGAACUCUUGGUGGUUCAUCUAUGUACAUAGAUUCUAUGAUCCCAUUUCAUAUUGCACCAUAUAGGAACACAUGGUAUAAAUGAAUGGCUUUUUAUUUUCAUAUUAUUAAUAGUAUCAUGGUCCCAUUACAGGCCUAUUAACCUCAUAAAUUUGUCAUUAGUCUUUGAAGAAGAAAUAUGUAAAUAUGUAUAUAUAUUAUGAGAAUUUCUCUCUACAGCAGGGCUUAAAAUUUUUUGGAAAAGUUUGACAAAGUAUAUCACGUGAAUUCAGAUUUACCUCAAUGCCAAGAAUUGUUUAGAUAGGAAAAAAGAAACUUGUUUUGAUCUCAGGUAGAAAAUAGUUAGAUUACUUUGAGUUUUAUGUAGCUUUAAACUUUUUUAAAAACUAGAAUUUAUUCUGUUUAAAAAUGAUUUAGAAAAUUAUGUCUUUGGUUUACUUAUUGAUGAUUGCACUAUGAUUCUCUUAGCUUUUUGGAUUCAACUUCCAGAAUCACAUUUGCUUAGAUCCUGAACAGUGUUAUAAGAAUCUGAUUGGUAUUUGUCACCUUUAUUUAAAAACUAGCUUCUGCACACUUCAAAGCUAUUAAUGUCGAUUGGUUUGACCAAUAACCACUGUUUGAUCCUUACAAUUAAAUUUUGUAACUAACUAAUGGAACUGUUUUUUCAAAUAA
Aethalodelphis obliquidens (Pacific white-sided dolphin) is the source of this 2317-nucleotide messenger RNA. RefSeq names its product synaptosome associated protein 23 (gene SNAP23). Gene Ontology annotation, biological process: synaptic vesicle fusion to presynaptic active zone membrane; synaptic vesicle priming; exocytosis. Gene Ontology annotation, cellular component: plasma membrane; SNARE complex. Gene Ontology annotation, molecular function: SNAP receptor activity; syntaxin binding. The record is from RefSeq and is a predicted model, not a curated record. Lineage: Eukaryota; Metazoa; Chordata; Mammalia; Artiodactyla; Delphinidae. The transcript has 8 exons. The coding region runs from base 406 to 1041 and encodes 211 amino acids.